GCCAUGAGGGAGAUCGUGCACAUCCAGGCGGGACAGUGUGGAAACCAGAUCGGGACCAAGUUUUGGGAAGUGAUAAGUGAUGAGCAUGGCAUUGACCCAGCCGGAGGCUAUGUCGGUGACUCAGCGCUGCAGCUGGAAAGGAUCAAUGUCUACUAUAAUGAAUCAUCUUCCCACAAAUUUGUACCAAGAGCAGUCUUACUGGACUUGGAGCCGGGAACCAUGGAUAGUGUGCGGUCUGGUCUUUUUGGUCAGCUCUUUCGGCCCGAUAAUUUCAUCUUUGGUAUGUGGAUGUUUCUUUUUAAAAAACAGAGCUCUUCUACUGCUGCUUGAUUACCAAGUGAAUGGUCA
Molecule: messenger RNA, 348 nt
Organism: Sturnus vulgaris (Common starling)
Lineage: Eukaryota; Metazoa; Chordata; Aves; Passeriformes; Sturnidae
Source: RefSeq, a predicted model, not a curated record